Messenger RNA from Rhododendron vialii, 1530 nucleotides. RefSeq lists its product as uncharacterized. Lineage: Eukaryota; Viridiplantae; Streptophyta; Magnoliopsida; Ericales; Ericaceae. Gene Ontology annotation, cellular component: nucleus; cytoplasm. The transcript has 6 exons. Gene Ontology annotation, biological process: alternative mRNA splicing, via spliceosome. The record is from RefSeq and is a predicted model, not a curated record. The coding region runs from base 113 to 1093 and encodes 326 amino acids.
ACGCCCAAACCGGGAUUGAAAUAACCAACCCAACAAAAAAAAAAAAACCCGUGGGUCUCUCUCCUCUCUCUCUCUCUGUGUCCGUCUGUGAUCUCCAAACCGGAGAUCAACAAUGGAGGAAUCAAAGGCGGCAGCCUACUACGACGAGCUCACACGGAAAGGCGAAGGAGCCGCCAGAUUCAAACAAGGCCUUGGCUUCUCCUCCACCUCCUCCGCCGCCUUCCCAACUAGAGGCUCAGCUCUCCUCACCAGCUUCGUCAGGGCUUCCAGCCCCUCCAAAGCCUUCGAAUACCAAAAACAAGCUCAACUCGAAACCAUCCAAAACAAGCUCAAGAAGAAACCAUCCGAAACAAGCGAACGAUCGUCUAGGGUUUCGAGAGAUUCGCGUCGGUCUUCGAGUAGAGAGAGGGAUGAUAACGGUCGGAAUUCCAGACGCCGCAGCCGAAGCCGAGAUAGGGACAGAGGUAGAGAUAGAGAGAGAGAGAGAGAUAGGGGUAGGCAUAGGGAUAGGGAUAGGGAUAGGGAUAGGGAUAGGGAUAGGAGGUCUCGGAGGAGAAGCCGGUCUCGGAGUGUAUCGGAUGAUGAAAGACGGGGGAGAAGGGGUCGGAGAGUGGAGAAGAGUGGGAAGGAGGGGAAUGGGGCAGUUGAUUUUGCGAAAUUGAUUGAAGGUUAUGACAAAAUGUCAGCUGCUGAAAGAGUCAAAGCCAAGAUGAAACUUCAGCUUUCUGAAACUGCUAAGAAGGAUGCAACGAAGGGGUCAGGAUGGGAACGCUUUGAGUUCGACAAAGAUGCUCCCCUUGAUGACGAGGAAAUUGAAGCUGUGGAAGAUGAUACAGCAUUGGUCAAGCGCAUUGGCCAAAGCUUUCGGUUUUCUGCCGUAGAGACAAGAAGGGAGGAACAAAUCAAGGCUGCCCAUGAUGAGGCCAUGUUUGGAGCCUCAUCUAUUCCACCUUCUGUUACUAAUGAAGAUGAAAUCGACCAGGAGAACAAAAAAAACGAGUCCAGCGAAAGUGCUCCUGCAACAAGUCUCCUAAGUGACACGAUAAUUGCAAAGCAACAAGGUUCUUGGCGCGACCGUGCUCGUAAAGUAUAGGACGGAUCAAUUGACUCAGAUCAUAAUUCGUGACCGAAGGACUGGACAUGGUUAGUGAACCUGUCACAAAUUGAGACAACUCUUAAGUGGUGCCAUGAUCUGCAAGGGAAACAUACCAAACCAAAUCGAGCCUUACAUCCCAAUCACUCGGGUUCAUUUGUAGUUAGAAUUGUAGGCUUGUAUUUUUAAUUAUCAGCCACUUACGGUAGAAAUAGUUUUGGGUAGACUGUUGUAGGUUAAAUGAAACACGUCGAUGUACAACAGAUUUGCUUUAAACUGUGAAGGAGCUGCUGAUUUAUUGUAUAGCUUUGGUGGUUUGGUCUGAAUUGUUGCGACUCUUCCCUGCUUGUAUUUACAUUACCUCUUAACUUUGUAUGAAAUUUCUGGAAUGCCCUCAAGAAAUGUAACAGUCAUCUCACUGCAUAAUUAAGGAUAAA